CCACUGCUACUGAGAGUGGAAGGUGAAGUCCUUUUUUAUACCUGGGGUAAUUUUCCACUAAUUUUGUUUGCUAACAGUGUUAAAUCUAAGGAACAUUGCCCACCCACCCCAGCUCCACUCUCUGUUUCCUACAAGAACAUGAAAAGGAGCGCCUCGCAGAUCUCCCUGGAUACCGUCUCCCUGGACAGCAUGGGAUUGGAAGAGCAGCUGGAGAGUGACGGAAGCGAUAGCCACGUGUUGCUGGGGAGAGCAAUUAAAAGGAACUCAAGUACAAGUUGCCAGAGCCCGGCAGAGAGUGGGAACAUUAAUGCAAACAUGCAGAAUUGUGGGGAAGCCUCUCCAGAUGCUGUCAGCACCACCUCAGAGGGCACACAGGAGCACCGUGAUGAUCUGGUAACAGCCACAGUUCUGUGGGGAAACGCCACUGUCCUUCAUGCUUGGUGCGUGCAUGUCUAGGGAGCUUCAUUCAUA
Molecule: messenger RNA, 471 nt
Organism: Rattus rattus (black rat)
Lineage: Eukaryota; Metazoa; Chordata; Mammalia; Rodentia; Muridae
Product: UHRF1-binding protein 1-like
Exons: 2
Coding region: 139-456 (105 amino acids)
Source: RefSeq, a predicted model, not a curated record